AUGGGUCUUGUACUGGAUACUCCAGAGGGUAGUCUGCCGCCAUCGACACCCUUGUCAGUCGAGAAGCCACAAUCUCAAACGCCACGCGAUUUGGAGGCAGAAACGAACGAAAAUGAGAAAUUCAAGCUCAGUGGUAUUCGAUGGUUCAGCAUCUGCGUCGGAAUUUACCUGACAGCCUUCUUGUACGGGCUCGAUUCAACUAUUGCUGCGGAUGUGCAAGGCCCAAUUCUUGCGUCCCUUGGAAACUUGCCUCUACUUCCAUGGGUGGGCACGGGAUUCCUGCUUGGCUCAGUAGCCACGGUAGCUCUAUUUGGCACUCUCUACAACACCUUGGAGGUCAAAUGGCUUUACCUUGGAAGCAUUGUUGCAUUUGAGGUUGGUAGUGCCAUUUGUGGUGCCGCACCUAGCAUGUCCGUUAUGGCAGCCGGUCGAGUGUUGGCAGGCGUAGGUGGUUCUGGUAUUUAUCUUGGUGGAAUGACGUACAUUUCCAUCUUGACGUCCCCAACAAAGCGCCCACUAUACAUUGCACUCACUACCGUGUUUUGGGGUCUAGGCGCUGUUCUUGGGCCUGUCAUAGGCGGAGUGUUUGCGCAGAGUAAUGCAACAUGGCGCUGGGCGUUCUACAUCAACCUGGUACUAGCAGCGAUCACAGCCCCAAUCUACAUAUUCUGGUUCCCCCGUCACGGCACCCAUCGCGGAGAACCAAUCCUCCCUCGAGUCAAGAACUUGGAUUGGCUAGGUGCGCUUCUGAAUGCUGCAACGUAUUCCCUGUUUAUCACGGCUUGUACCUAUAGCGGCUCCCAGUGGACAUGGAAUUCGAGCUCUGUCAUUACACUUUGGGUGUUCACUUUUAUCACUACGGCAGCCUAUGUUCUUCAGCAGGCAUUUGCCUUCCUAACAACUCCAGAAACCCGGAUUUUCCCAGUAUGGUGCCUCAACAGUCGAUCAUUGGUUCUCCUGCAUAUUGCAACAGCCGGAUCUGGUGCGGUUGGCUUCUUCAACACAUACUACAUUCCCCUCUUCUUCGAAUUUACAAGAGGAGAUAGUGCAAUUACUGUGGCCGUCCGUCUGCUUCCAUUUAUAUUUCUCAUGAUUUUCUCUGUCGUUUUGUCAGGAUCUCUGCUUCCUAGGCUGAACGUGUAUGCUGGGUGGUCAUCGAUAUCUACUCCUACAGCCGGUGUAUACGGGUUUGAGGUUCUGUUGGGUGCUGGUGCCGGGCUGACCAUGCAGCUCGCUUAUUCCAUUGCGCUGGUCAAGGUCCCUGCAAACCUUUCCGCAUCAGCUCUUGGGUUCAUCAAUGUCUCACAGCUUAGUGGUGGAGCCCUGGCUUUGGCCAUUGCGGGAACUAUAUUUCAAAACGUGGGCUUUGAUCGCUUACAAGAUGCGCUGCAUGGCCAAGGAUAUUCUGCAGAUGAAGUUCGUGCCGCACUGGCAGGCGGUUAUUCUGCCAUCAUCAGCGACAGUACCGACGAAGUCAAAAGACAGACUGCAGAAGCAAUCUCAACAACAAUUGCUACGGUUUAUAUAAUCUCAAUUGCUGGAGCAGCUGUCGUGUUGCUUUCGGGAAUGUUAAUGAGAUGGGAGAAAUUGAAGAUGUAA
This is a messenger RNA of [Torrubiella] hemipterigena, 1599 nucleotides long. The record is from the annotation of a GenBank genome assembly. Lineage: Eukaryota; Fungi; Ascomycota; Sordariomycetes; Hypocreales; Clavicipitaceae.